Messenger RNA from Planococcus citri (citrus mealybug), 1404 nucleotides. Its product is annotated as ankyrin repeat domain-containing protein 29. NCBI's taxonomy places the organism in Eukaryota, Metazoa, Arthropoda, Insecta, Hemiptera, Pseudococcidae. The record is from RefSeq and is a predicted model, not a curated record. The transcript is spliced from 9 exons. Gene Ontology annotation, molecular function: protein binding. The coding region runs from base 335 to 1246 and encodes 303 amino acids. Gene Ontology annotation, cellular component: T-tubule. Gene Ontology annotation, biological process: regulation of cardiac muscle contraction; protein localization to T-tubule.
UGAAAAUUAUCAUUCUUCAAGAAUUUUCUCCUUCUGUUUCCCGAUCCGCUGAUCGCGAGUUUUUCAUUUCAAUUUCAUUCUCGCGGUAACAGGAAACAAGAUUAUUAAACACGUUAUGAACGUAACUGUAUUUUGUCGCACUUGCAUUCGGCGUUUUUAGUUCUUCGUGAUAACUGAUAUUGUGUAUCGUGCUCUGAUAGUCGUCUGUUCUGCUCGUGCUUGAAAGCUCUUCUCUCAAGUGCAAUAUCAUCUGUGAGAAAAAUCACCUUCAAUCUAGGACCUAGGUGGUAUUUUGAACCAAAAAUAUUAUGUCCUCGAGAGUGUUUCAUCAGAAAUGUCCUUAAAAAAAGAAACUCCACUUGACAUAAAACUACACGCAGCCGCAGCCAAUGGCGAUAUUAAAUUGAUACAAAAAUUAUUGGAUACUGGCAGAGUUCACGUCGAUUGCAGAGAUGACGAGAAGACCACACCUCUUAUAUUAGCCGCUGCUAAUGGUCACUUGGACGCUGUUAAUUUGUUGCUGGAUCAAGGGGCGAAUAUUUCGGCUGCACGAUGCACAGGUACGACGGCGUUGUUUUUUGCUGCCCAAGGAGGUUUUACCGAUGUCGCAAAGCUAUUGAUUUCACGCGGCGCUCCUAUUAACUCUUGUAGUCUGGAUGGAGCCACUCCUUUGUUUGUCGCUUGCCAGUGUGGAUAUUUGAAUAUUGUUCAAAUGCUGUUGUCUAACGGAGCCAUUUUGAAUUGUCGAUUAGCUGACGCAUCAUCGCCGUUAUUCAUAGCCGCACAAAAUGGCCAUACAAAUGUGGUGCGAUUUUUAUUAUCAUGUGGGUGCGAAAUAGACAGUAAAAGGCAAGAUGGCACAACUCCUUUGUGGAUCGCCGCACAAAUGGGUCAUCGAGAUGUUGUCCGACUGCUACUCAAACACGGAGCCUUCAUCGAUAGUAAACGAAAAGAUGGCGGCACACCUCUUUUCAAAGCUUGUCAUAAAGGCCAUAUCGGUGUUGUCGAAGAAUUACUGAAACAUAAUCCUAAUCUUGGCUUAUUACCUAAUGGUGAAAGCGUUUUACAUGUGGCUGUUUUGGGUGGUCACGUCGAUAUAGCUAAGUUAUUGUUGAAAUAUAGAGCGAAUCCGGUGCUGAAAAAUCUCGAUGGAUGUUCUCCGAUGCAGUUGGCGUUUCAGUCAAAGAUUCCCAAAAUGCAGGAUCUCUUUAAAACUCACGUUCAGUUCAAGUCUAAUCAAAAAUGAAAGCAAUGAUCAAAAUAUUUUUUAGUAUUAGUUUAUCGAUGUGAUUUUUAUGAAUUUAUUGUUUUUGUUGUCCAUUGUUCGUUAUUGAUGAGUUUUUUCUUUUUCUUUUUUUUUUUUUUGAAUUACGUAUCUUAAUAUAUUCUUUUUUUGAGUCAAAA